Messenger RNA from Loxodonta africana (African savanna elephant), 1799 nucleotides. It is a transcript of the gene ROGDI, whose product is annotated as rogdi atypical leucine zipper. Gene Ontology annotation, cellular component: RAVE complex. The record is from RefSeq and is a predicted model, not a curated record. The transcript is spliced from 10 exons. The coding region runs from base 925 to 1728 and encodes 267 amino acids. Lineage: Eukaryota; Metazoa; Chordata; Mammalia; Proboscidea; Elephantidae.
CAGGACAUCCUCAAGCAGCCAUCCUGUCUACUGAGCGCCUGCGUCGAUACUCAGACAGGGCCCCUAACCGCAGUGAGCUUGUAAUGUGGUGGGCGACACAAGCAAAUAGUUAGGUAAUUACACAAGCAAGAAAGGAGCCCUGGUGGCGCAACGGUUAAGCACUGACCUGCUAACCGAAGGGCUGGCAGUUCAGACCCACCCAGCGGCUCCGCAGGAGAGAGACCUGGCAAUCUGCUCCGGUAAAGAUUACAGCUUAGAAAACCCUAUGGGGCAGUUCUACUCUGUCACAUGGCAUCGCUAUGGAUCAAAAUUUACUUGGUGGCAUUUAACACCAACGCACAAGCAAGUAGGUGAGUGCAGGGGUUGCCCAGUCCUUCGAAGGAAAACUGCUGGCCCCGAAUGAGCGAGCCCAGCAGGGGCCUGAUGUAGCCCUCCUGGGGGUCAGGAACGGUUCCGUUGAAGAGGUGGCAUUUAAUCUGAGAUCUGAAGGCUCUCCACCUGUCCAGAGCGUGGUGACUUCAGCCAAGUUACUCAGCCUCUCAGGGCCUCUGUUUCCUCUUUUAAAAAGAGGAGAUACCAGUGUCUCUUGGGGCUGUGAUGAAGAAAAUAAGCCAGUCAACGCACAGAAAUGUGUCGCCCAGAGCUUGGUAAGGCUGGGAAUUGCUGGUUACAGUUAUUGCUGUUUUUAUUCCCUGGUUCUGCUCCUCUCCUUCCCAGCACCUCAGCUGAGAUCUCAGUGAAUAUGGAAUGAGCAGGUUGGCCACGGAGCCUGAAACUCAGGCCCUGGGGAGGGGCCAGAGCUACUGCAAGGUGCUCUGAAGGCUUGGCAAUCACCAUCUAGCCCCAGUUUUGUUCUCCUAGGCAGACUUGAUUAGGUAAAGGUUCUGGAGCUUGGACAGAGCUGGAAGCUACCCCAGCUUCUGAAUGUGGACUUUCCUCCUCCCUUGCUCUCCUCUGACCUGCAGGAGGCCUCUCUCCGCUUCACUCUGUCGGGCACAGGCACUGAGGGGCCAGCCAAGCAGGAGAACUUCAUCCUGGGCAGCUGUGGACCAAGUGAAGGGCGUGCUUACUCUCCAAGGGGAUGCGCUGAGCCAGGCGGAUGUGAAUCUGAAGAUGCCCCGGAACAACCAGCUGCUACACUUCGCCUUCCGGGAGGACAAACAGUGGAAGCUGCAGCAGAUCCAGGACGCCAGGAACCAUGUGACCCAAGCCAUUUACCUGCUCACCAACCGGGACAAGAGCUACCAGUUCAAGACAGGAGCUGAAGUUCUCAAGCUGAUGGAUGCCGUGAUGCUGCAGCUGACCAGAGCCCGCAACCGGCUCACCACCCCGGCCACCCUCACCCUGCCCGAGAUUGCUGCUAGUGGCCUCACGCGGAUGUUCGCCCCCAACCUGCCCUCGGACCUGCUGGUGAAUGUCUACAUCAACCUCAACAAACUCUGCCUGACCAUGUACCAGCUUCAUGCCCUGCAGCCCAACUCCACCAAGAACUUCCGCCCGGCAGGAGGUGCUGUGCUCCACAGCCCCGGGGCCAUGUUGGACCCUCGUACUCCCCACAGUGAGUGGGGCUCGCAGCGAUUGGAGGUGAGCCACGUGCACAAGGUGGAGUGCGUGAUCCCCUGGCUCAACGACGCCCUAGUCUUCUUCACCGUCUCUCUGCAGCUCUGCCAGCAGCUCAAGGAUAAGAUCUCCGUGUUCUCCAGCUACUGGAGCUAUAGACCCUUCUGAGCAGAGCGCGCAGGAGCCUGUCUCCCUGGCACGUGACCCAGGGCGUCCUGUCCCACCCCUCACACCCUGUG